AUGUCGUCGUCGCAGGUGCCCAGGCCCCCGUCGGCGAGGUCCGCCUCCUCCUCCGCCUCCCGCGCGCCGUCCACGCCGUUCGACGCCGGGCAGAAGAACGUGUGGACCGACGUCAUCGACCACAACAAGUCCGUCGCGAAGCAACGCGGGGACUCGGGCAGGCCCGACGGCGUGCUCUUCGUGGUGGGAUCGCGCGGAUGCGGCAAGACCACGCUGGUCAACCGCCUGCUCUACCCGGACAAGACCGAGGUCCCGAAACCCACCGAGGGGAUGGAGUACAACUACGCGCGCAGGGCCUCGAGCGGGGCGGGCGGCGGCGGCGGCGGCGUCGACCGCAAGGACGUCGCGCACGUGUGGGAGAUCGCGGGCUCGCGACACUUCGCCGACGAAGUCACCGAGCAGGACAACGUGUUUCUCGGUCCCCGACACGUCACCACCGCGGUCGUCGCCAUCUGCGUCGACCUCGCCAAACCCCACGAGGCGAUGCGCACGGCGGAGUACUGGCUCGGCCGCGUUCACGCGCGGUGCGCCAAGACGUUCGAGAAGUUAGCCGCGAGGGGGAGCAGGCUGCCGGAGCAGCUCGUUCGUAGAAGCGAGAGGGUCUUCGCGGCUGGCGGCGGCGGAGGCGGCGCGGCCGGCGGCGCGCACGAGGACGCGCACUCGCCGCUCGUGCGGCACUCCGGCGUGACGGUGCUCAUCGUGGCGACGAAGCACGACGCGUGGCGGCGAACGGACCCGGAGCGCAUGAAGGUGUUGGUCCGAGCACUCAGGUUUUUGGCGCACGCAAACGCCGCCGGCCUGUUCUUCCUGGGAGGUUUCGGCGCGGCGGACGGUGACUCGCGCGCGGACCGUUCGUCUCUGAACGACGCAGACGACGCGGACGAAUACCCCGGCGAGAUGCGAUCGCAGUUUAACCAGUUUCGCGCGUACCUCAACCACCUGAUGUUCGCGGGCGCGGAUCGAAAGUUUCCGGGGAGGAUCGCCGCCAGGCUCGAUCACCUCCGGCCGGUGACGUGUCCCGUCGGCGGCGACAGGCUGUCUUCCAUCGGCGUCCCGAAGGGUGCCGAGGGGGGUGGUGAGCCCCUGCGGGCGUGGCGCGACGUCACGUCUCGAAUGUUCCCGCCGCCGCGGGACGGGGACGGCGACGAGGGCUCGAAAGUCGCCGGAACGGCUCCGGACCUUUCCAAGUUUCCAGAGAGGGAGGUCGACGAGGAGCCAGGCGAUGCUCCGCGCGGGGGGCGGGGGCGGGGGUAG
Molecule: messenger RNA, 1254 nt
Organism: Micromonas commoda
Lineage: Eukaryota; Viridiplantae; Chlorophyta; Mamiellophyceae; Mamiellales; Mamiellaceae
Gene: D1BLIC
Product: cytoplasmic dynein 2 light intermediate chain 1
Exons: 2
Coding region: 1-1254 (417 amino acids)
Biological process (GO): intraciliary transport involved in cilium assembly; intraciliary retrograde transport
Cellular component (GO): cytoplasmic dynein complex; axoneme; ciliary basal body
Molecular function (GO): dynein heavy chain binding
Source: RefSeq, a predicted model, not a curated record